This is a messenger RNA of Triticum urartu, 805 nucleotides long. NCBI's taxonomy places the organism in Eukaryota, Viridiplantae, Streptophyta, Magnoliopsida, Poales, Poaceae. The record is from RefSeq and is a predicted model, not a curated record.
AUUCAAUAAACAGAUUAGUGUAUUCCCUUCAAAAGAAUUCUAUGAAGGCAUCCUAGAAGACGGGGAAGGGCUCAACAAAAAACGUCCAUGGCAUUCCUACAGCUGCUUCGGACCAUUUUGCUUCUUUGAUGUUGAUGGGGUUGAAUCUCAGCUGUCUGGAAGUGGUUCGACGGUGAACGAGGAUGAAGUGGAAUUCAUAACCCUCCUAUAUCACCAAUUGGCCAUGCGCUAUCCAGAACUCAAAUCUAGUUCUCAAGUAGCUGUUAUAUCACCAUACAGGGGUCAGGUGAAACUCCUGAAGGACCAUUUCCGGUCGACCUUUGGCGACCAAUCAAAGGAAGUUAUAGAUGUAAACAGCGUUGAUGGAUUCCAGGGCCGUGAAAAGGAACUUGUCAUUUUCUCAUGUGUUCGAUGCAAUAAGGAGCAAAAUAUUGGGUUUGUUUCUGAUUUUCGGCGAAUGAAUGUUGCCAUCACCAGAGCUAGAUCUGCUGUACUAGUAAUAGGUUCCGUUUCAACAUUGAAGAAAGAUAAACACUGGACCAACCUUGUUGAGAGUGCCAAAGAGCGAAACCGUUAUUUCAAGGUGCCAAAGACAUUCACUGCGUUCUUCACCGAGGAUAGUUUCAAAUCCAUGAAGGUGGAAAGACCUGUUCUAGACGCGAAGAUAUCACAAGCAGUAGAAGCCAUCAAUGAAGUGGUUGCAAGGCCAGAAGUGAUGGACGCAGACGAUGCCGGGGACCAUCAAGCGGAUGGAGAUGAUUAUGACGCCAUGGAGGCUGACGAUGGAGGAGGUGGUGAUGAUUAA